Messenger RNA from Hydatigera taeniaeformis, 708 nucleotides. The record is from the annotation of a GenBank genome assembly. Lineage: Eukaryota; Metazoa; Platyhelminthes; Cestoda; Cyclophyllidea; Taeniidae.
AUGUCGAGUUUACGCUGUAUCGACGGUAUUUGGAAGAUGCUGGAUGAAAUGGCUCUUUCUGAUCCUAGUGGAUACCGAAAGUUCUGGGAUCUAAUUAAUGCCCCAAAGUCAAGCGCAGAUCCUAUUCCCCUAUACUGUGGAAAUAUCUAUAUGGUGGAUACAGAGGAAACAGUGUCUGUUGCAAUGCAUCCGUCUGUCUUUAAGCAAUAUAAUUUUUCAAGGGAUAGGCCUAACUCUAUGGAAUCAUUAUUAGACGCGGACCAGCUAAUAGCCCUGAUAAUACUUUAUUUGCAGAGCGAGAAGCAUAUCCAGACUGUGGAGGGAGACCGAUUAACUUCGAAUAACCUACCGAAGUUCUCUACUGAAUGGUCCAGUCGGUCACAUGGGAGUGAUGAUUUAAUGCUUGAGUCUCUUAACUAUAAGAAGUUCUCCUUCCUGAAUUUUGGCAAUCAUUCGCCAACUAGAUCGAAAGACGGAGGCCCUGCCCACCCACCCACUAUUUCGUCCCACAUUAAAAAUCACAAUAACUUAAUAGAAGAAAUCAAACCUCAACCGCACUGGAAACUAAUGCAAACACGAGCAAUUCCAAAUGCCUACGAGUACUCCAUCCAAUUGCCUCCAGGUACGAAACUAAAAGACUGUGAACUCGACAUAUCUCCGGUGAGUUGCCGAUACAACACAAACUUCUUUAGACUAACCUCUCCCUAA